UGGUUCAGUUAUAAAUCUCUUCCAGCAAAGGUUCCGGCAUUUCGGCGUUUUGUUUCCGUGUGGCGGUAGUCGCCGCUCAGCUAGCUGCACCUGAGCUGCAGAUGCAUUUACUCGAUAGCGGUUGCCUGCCUGUCUUCCACUUCUGCAAAGUUCAAGACCUCUGGCGACAUGGCAAGUACAGGUAAGCAGCAAUGAGACUGCUCCAACAAUUGGCAUUGAUUCUUUUUUCAGUCGCCACUGGAGCCAACAAGCUCUCUCGAGAGGACUUUCGACGUCAGAAGGAUCUUGAUGCAGCUCGUAAAGCUGGAACAGCCCCAGCGGCUGUGGACGCAGAGGGAAAGAGUAUCAAUCCGCAUAUCCCCGAAUACAUCACUCGAGCACCAUGGUAUGCCGAUACAGGAGCUCCGUCUCUUGCCCAUCAAAGAUAUCAGCCGAAAGAAAAGACUGGUUUAGAUGACUGGUAUGAUCGAGGGGCGAAAGCUGGACCCGCCGCCAAAAAGUACAGGAAGGGCGCUUGCGAGAAUUGUGGAUCCAUGACUCAUAAGCGUCAAGAUUGCGUAGAGAGGCCGAGAAAGCGAGGAGCCAAAUUCACCGGCAAGGAUAUCCAGGCGGAUGAUGUAGCACAAGAUGUGGGAAGGGAUUACGAUGCUAAACGAGACCGAUGGAACGGUUACGACUCGUCGAGUUAUCGAACGAUCAUGGAGGAAUACGAGGCUACGGAGGCUGCCAGACAAAAGAUCAGAGAGGAGGAAAUUGAUGCUCAGACGUCGACUGAUUUGGCAGCGGUCAAAAAGGUGGCAAAGCAGAAGAAGGAGGACGAUGAGGAUUUCGGAAGUAGUGACGAGGACGAGGUGGAUGAAGACAAGUACGCGGACGCUGCGGACCAAGUUGGUCAAAAACUGGACACCAAGACUCGAAUCACAGUCAGAAAUUUGCGUAUCCGAGAAGAUACCGCCAAGUACUUGAUGAACCUGGAUCCAGACUCCGCCUAUUAUGAUCCGAAGACGAGAUCUAUGCGAGACGCUCCUGAAGCAGGUGUUAGGCCAGAGGACCUCAAAUUUGCCGGUGACAACUUUUUACGAUACUCUGGAGAAGCGACGAACAUGCAAAAGCUUCAGCUGUUCGCUUGGCAAUCUUCACAGCGAGGCAACAAUGUACACAUGCAGGCCAAUCCAACAGCGGGAGAGCUUCUGCACCGAGAAUUCCAGGAGAAGAAGGAGGUCCUCAAGGACUCCAGCAAGGUAUCCAUCUUGGCCAAGUACGGAGGAGAAGAGCAUCUGGAGAGGAUGCCUAAAGAACUGUUAAAUGGUCAAACGGAGCAUUAUGUGGAGUACUCGAGGUCAGGCAAGGUCAUCAAGGGCAUGGAGAAGGCAAAAGCUCGAUCGAAGUAUGUUGAAGACGAGUACGACAACAAUCAUACUGCUAUUUGGGGAUCCUUCUAUGAUCGCGAUGGUGGAAGAUGGGGAUACGCUUGUUGCCAUUCUACCACUCCCGGCUCCUACUGUACUGGAGAAGCUGGAAAAUCAGCAGCCGCUUCAUCUUCCGCAGCUGCUCUGCUAGCUUCAUCGAGUCAACCGUUCUCUAGCAAUAAGGAGCCUGAGAAGACGUUGGUGGAGGAGCACGCAGAAGCUUCGACGUCAAGACCCAAUGGCAAGAGUAAAGAGCUUCCGAAUUACGCCAAGAGGGUCGAUGUGAACGAAGAAGUGGCCAUAGAUCAGGCUGCUCUGAAAAAGGCACUGGAUGAAGAGAAAAAGAGGAAGAAAAUGGGAGACGAUGAAGCUUGGCAAAAUACCAAAAAGUCAAAGACCGAUGUCACUCAGGAGGAACUCGAGGCAUAUCGACUCUCGCGGUCGACUUACGAGGAUCCAAUGGCGAAUUAUCAGGAUACAGAGGAGUAACCAAUCAGUAUUUUGUCUCUCAGUCAAUGUAUAAAUUGUUGUACUUUCGUUGUAGCAAGACACAGAUGCAUU
Kockovaella imperatae is the source of this 1970-nucleotide messenger RNA. Its product is annotated as putative mRNA processing-related protein. The record is from RefSeq and is a predicted model, not a curated record. The coding region runs from base 192 to 1898 and encodes 568 amino acids. The transcript is spliced from 5 exons. Gene Ontology annotation, biological process: mRNA splicing, via spliceosome. Gene Ontology annotation, molecular function: pre-mRNA 3'-splice site binding. NCBI's taxonomy places the organism in Eukaryota, Fungi, Basidiomycota, Tremellomycetes, Tremellales, Cuniculitremaceae. Gene Ontology annotation, cellular component: spliceosomal complex.